GUACCACCAUCAAUCAAAGAAGAUGUUGAGAAGCUGUUUGAAAUUAAUAAGGCAAUGGGCCAAGUGGAACUAAACCUUGAUUUGGUAGCACCAGAUGUUGGUGAAACAUAUGAAUUGCGGAAUGACAUUGUUGUGAGACCUUUUAGAACUCACCAUGUUAUAACAAGCCAGGGUUAUGUCAUUUACUCUGUGAGAAAGAAGUUCAAGAAGGAAUACAUUCAUCUCAAAGGCAAACAGAUUAAGAAAUUGAAGAAAUCUGGUGUUGAGGUUUCACCUUAAGUGAAAUACUUUGGUUAAAUUUUUUCUUUAUUAGGUACUCAUAUGACUUGAGACCUCCCUGUACAGAUUACAGACAUUAUAGUCUUCUCAGGUGGCAUUUACUGGAGAUACAACAUCAGACUACAUGCUUGAUCCAUGAAAUGUGGAUGCCUUGAGGGCAAAAAUUCUUAUAACUGAGGUAUUGGCCAAAUCAAAUACUGUCUUUUUC
Messenger RNA from Rubroshorea leprosula, 487 nucleotides. NCBI's taxonomy places the organism in Eukaryota, Viridiplantae, Streptophyta, Magnoliopsida, Malvales, Dipterocarpaceae. The record is from the annotation of a GenBank genome assembly.